Molecule: messenger RNA, 1485 nt
Organism: Rhagoletis zephyria (snowberry fruit fly)
Lineage: Eukaryota; Metazoa; Arthropoda; Insecta; Diptera; Tephritidae
Source: RefSeq, a predicted model, not a curated record
AUGAGUUUACCAGCCGAAUUCGUGACCCAAUUUUUGAAGAAGAAGGAAGCUGUGCGAAAUCAGUUAAAGCUUGCAGCCCGAAAGGCUGUCGAUGGACUGUACGAUUUUGUUCUGACUGGAGUGGAGAAAAUGUUGACAAGUAUGCCUGAGAUGAACUACAGUCAAGUUGAAGAAGCUGCUCAGAACAUGUUAGCCGAAGGAAUCCAGACGCUCAGGGGCGAUAUCCAGCAACAGAGACCAGCUUCAAAGCACUUUUUGGCGGAAAAUAGUCUGUCAUUCGGUUCAUCAAGUUAUUUGCCAACUGGUGAUGACGUCUACAGUAAUCCAAUACAGCCAGUGCCGUCUAAGAAAAGACGUUUCAUCAUAGGCAAGACUCAAAAUGCCCUUUUGUCAAGUGAUGUGAACAGAGAACUCUACUCGCCUACCAGUAACUACAAGACAAACUCCAGUGUCUCAGUUGGUAAAAAUGACAACAACAAUAGUCUAGACGAUUCAAUUCAAGACGAUGACGAUGGAUUGGAAAAUGCCAACAUUGAAAGUAGCCGUAAGCGCUAUCAAGUAGCAAAAAAAGAUGUGGAUGCUUCCAACUUUUUUUCUGACGAUUCCGAAGAGGAACAGGAGUUUCUAAGUAAACCGAUCGAAAAUUAUAUCACUGAAAGUCUCAGUUGUAUGCAAUGCGAUGAGGAGUUUGGCGAUCAAGGUUCUUUGAAUGCGCACAAUUUAAAAAAACAUCAAACCCAAAUCUAUUCGUGCCCACUGCAAAUGUGCAACAAAAGUUUUAAAUUUUUAAACGAGUUAGCUGGUCACGCUAAACAACAUAGCAAUGUAGCUUCGUGGGACUGCUACGUCUGUUCAUUUAAUGGCCUAGACAUGGAUGAGCUCUCAAAACACCUCUCACAAGAGCACGAAAAUGGCAAAUUCCGGUGCAUCAAAGAAGGAUGCAGCGUUGUAAGCAGCACACGGGCUGACGCAGAACGACACUUUACGAGUGGCAAUCACAUCUCAUCUCAAAAUGCCAAUGAUGCAGGCCAACCGGAUGAAGACGAUGAUGAGCAGGAAGCCUCUUCAUCUGAUUUUCAAAACUCCAAUUUUCCUUCAAUUUUUAUGAAUGGUAAGAAGUUUCGCAUUGAUUCUAUUAAGUGCUUUAACGACGAUUGCCAAUUCUAUUUUAAGAAUGAAACAGACCUACGACAGCAUAUGCUAAUUCUGCACAAGAUGACUUUCUUUACAUGCCCUGUUGUCGGAUGUAGUAAUCCAUUUGAUUCCAAAAAACAACUUAAAAAGCAUGCUAAGAAAGACCACAGCGACAAUGGUAACAAUUGGAGCUGCCCUACUUGCGGCCAUGUGGAAGAAAGUUUGCAGCAGUUCAUUGUGCAUCAGCAUCAACUUCAUGUCGAAGGUAUUUACAUAUGUUCGAUAUGUCACGCAUCGUCUAACUGUGGUCAAGAGGCUGAGGAACACUACGACAUUGAGCAUGAUGCUUAG